CGCUUAACUCCCUCUCACCCAUCUUGCGAGCCUCGAAUCUGUCGACAGAUUUCGUCAAGCAUCUCCAUCCUCGCAAGACCGACCACAUCCUCAUCCGAGAUAAUCAGUCAAGAUGGUUCUCGCCGUUGACCUUCUCAACCCUUCGCCGGCCGCCGAGGCCAAGAAGCACAAGCUCAAGACCCUUGUCCCGGCCCCCCGAUCCUUCUUCAUGGACGUCAAGUGCCCCGGCUGCUUCACCAUCACCACCGUCUUCUCGCACGCCCAGACCGUCGUCAUCUGCCAGGGCUGCACCACCGUCCUUUGCCAGCCCACCGGUGGCAAGGCCAGAUUAACCGAGGGCUGCUCUUUCCGAAGAAAGUAAACUGCUCGCCCCCGUGGGUGGGUGGUUUCUUUCCUUGGGUAUCAUGACUCUUACGGUUCAAAUUUGUGGUGGUCAUCGGCAUCUGCAAAACAACAACUCCUCCUCGACAUGGGCGCAUAGACAACCCUCACCUUGCGACAUAAUCCGACAUCUUUGCAGAUAGAAGAUGGAACACCCAAGAGCUGGGGCGUUUGGGGUCUCCGGAUAUCUUGCAUGGCACAUCUUUUACCUCCUUUUUUCCGUUACGCGCGCCUUUGUACCAAAGAGUCGUCUCUUGAGGCAGGAACACAAAAGCACUGCAUGGGGUGGACAGCCGGAGAAGGGCUUUCACGAGUGUCCGCGGUGGCCUGAGCGGGGUCCGCUGGGAUGCGAGGACGUGGAACCGCUGAUUUGAUGAUCGCUUCUCAUACCUGGGUGCAGUGGUAGUGGAGGACGACACUGUGCUUGCGAAAUUCAAUGGUUUCCACGAAUCUUUGUCGGCGUGA
This is a messenger RNA of Purpureocillium takamizusanense, 846 nucleotides long. It is a transcript of the gene rps27, whose product is annotated as 40S ribosomal protein S27. Gene Ontology annotation, cellular component: ribosome; cytosolic small ribosomal subunit. Lineage: Eukaryota; Fungi; Ascomycota; Sordariomycetes; Hypocreales; Ophiocordycipitaceae. Gene Ontology annotation, biological process: translation; ribosomal small subunit assembly. Gene Ontology annotation, molecular function: RNA binding; structural constituent of ribosome. Bases 113 to 361 code for a protein of 82 amino acids. The transcript is spliced from 3 exons. The record is from RefSeq and is a predicted model, not a curated record.